CAUAAUUAUAUUGCUCCUUAGUUUGUUAGCAAUGUCCCCUAAAGAAAUUAAAAAAUCGAAGAAAUCGAAGAAAUCGAAGAAGCUUAAAAAAGAAAAAAAUGAAGCAUUUGAAAACGCACUAAGCACCGAGAAUGACGCAAAUAGUAUGCAAAUUUUAGGAGAGGCAAGUUAUGAAGUACUUGUUAAUCGUUGCAGUCCAAUAUCAAAACCUCUAGCUAAUGAAAAACUGACUAAAAGUUUGUUAAAAAUUACAAAAAAAGCAUCUCAAACUCGUACCUUGCGCCGUGGCGUUAAAGAGGUCGUCAAGGCUAUAAGGAAAAAUGAAAUGGGAAUUGUUCUCAUUGCUGGGGAUAUAUAUCCUCUAGAUGUUGUUUCUCACUUGCCCAUCUAUUGUGAAGAUAAUAACCUUCCUUAUUGUUUUGUGCCUUCUAAAUUACAAUUAGGUGCUGCUGGAAGUACUAAGCGUCCCACUAGUUGUGUAAUGAUUAAAACUCACCAAGAUUUUAAUGAUUUAUAUGAGAAAAGAGUUAAAGAAGUCCAAUCCUUAUGCCAGCCUUACGUGGCUUAUUAAUCAAAUAUAAACUUUAUUAUGAACAUC
Molecule: messenger RNA, 598 nt
Organism: Zophobas morio
Lineage: Eukaryota; Metazoa; Arthropoda; Insecta; Coleoptera; Tenebrionidae
Product: H/ACA ribonucleoprotein complex subunit 2-like protein
Exons: 5
Coding region: 32-571 (179 amino acids)
Biological process (GO): snRNA pseudouridine synthesis; maturation of LSU-rRNA; rRNA pseudouridine synthesis
Cellular component (GO): cytosolic large ribosomal subunit; nucleolus; box H/ACA snoRNP complex
Molecular function (GO): box H/ACA snoRNA binding
Source: RefSeq, a predicted model, not a curated record